Talpa occidentalis (Iberian mole) is the source of this 7213-nucleotide messenger RNA. RefSeq names its product ATP binding cassette subfamily A member 4 (gene ABCA4). NCBI's taxonomy places the organism in Eukaryota, Metazoa, Chordata, Mammalia, Eulipotyphla, Talpidae. Gene Ontology annotation, molecular function: lipid carrier activity; ATP binding; ATP hydrolysis activity. The record is from RefSeq and is a predicted model, not a curated record. Gene Ontology annotation, biological process: visual perception; transmembrane transport; lipid transport. Gene Ontology annotation, cellular component: plasma membrane; intracellular membrane-bounded organelle.
UCAAAAGCCAUCCCCUUUAAGAACCCCAAGAGCCACUGUUGAUGGAUAAAGGAAUCUGAGGAUCUUAUGUUCCAUGAAAGGCCCCCACCUCAAUUUACUUGGUGCCCAGCAGUUGUGUCUAGGUUUCUCUUCUCUUCCUGAAAUGGGGCCAACAGAAUGUCUGCCUGCUUUCCUACACAAAGGGCAUAUGUGUAAUUAAUAGGAUUAUGCUUGGAAGGGGGAGACUAGGCUGUAAUCACCCAGCAAAGGACGGACACAUCACGCUCAGCAGGAGGUUCUGGGACCAGCAUUUCUGUCCAUUGCCGUCCUGCGCCGUGACUGCAGACGAGGACCAGGGAGAGUUCCCGGGGGUGCCAGCAUGGCCUUUGCAAGACAGAUCCAGCUCUUGCUCUGGAAGAACUAGACCCUGCGGAAGAGACAAAAGCUUCGUUUUGUGGUGGAACUCGUGUGGCCCCUAUCUUUAUUUCUGGUCUUGAUCUGGUUAAGGAAUGUCAAGCACUUCUACAGCCAACAUGAAUGCCAUUUUACCAACAAGGCGAUGCCCUCAGCAGGAAUGUUGCCAUGGCUCCAGGGCAUUUUCUGCAAUGUGAACAAUCCUUGUUUUCAAAGUCCCACCCCGGGAGAAUCUCCGGAAAUUGUGUCAAACUGUAACAACUCCAUCUUGGCAAGGGUGUAUCAAGAUUUUAAAAAACUUGCAGAUGCCCCAGAGAGCCAGCCCCUUGGCAGUAUAUGGGCAGAAGUUCGUACGUUGUCCCAACUCAUGGACACCCUCCAGGCUCACCCAGACAGGAUUGCAGGAAGAGGAAUACGAAUUCAGGAUAUCCUUAAAAAUGAAGAAACAAUGACAGUCUUUCUCACGAAAAACAUUGGACUCUCUGACUUGGUUGUCCACCUUCUGGUCAACUCCCAAGUCCGUCCAGAACAGUUUGCUCAUAGGGUCCCAGAUCUAUGGCUCAAGGACAUUGCCUGCAGUGAGGCCCUCCUAGAGCAUUUCCUGAUCUUCAGCCAGCGGCGUGGGGCUCAGAUGGUGCGUGAAGCCCUGUGCCCACUUUCCCAGAGCACCCUGCAGUGGAUAGAGGACACCCUGUACGCCAGUGUGGGCUUCUUCAAGUUCUUCCGUGUGUUUCCCACCCUGCUAGACAGAAAUUCUCAAGGUAUUGAUUUGAGAUCCUGGGGAAGAAUAUUAUCUGAUCUGUCACCAAGAAUUCAAGAAUUUAUCCAUCGGCCAAGUGUUCAGGACUUGCUAUGGGUGACCAGGCCUCUCUGGACUGACGGUCCAGAGACCCUCACACAGCUGGGGGGCAUCCUGUCCGACCUCUUCUGUGGCUAUCCAGAGGGUGGAGACUCUCGGGUAUUCUCCUUCAACUGGUAUGAAGACAAUAACUACAAGGCCUUCCUGGGGAUCAGCUCCACAAAGAAAGAUCCCAUCUAUUCUUAUGAUAAAAGAACAACGACCUUUGGUAACUCAGUGAUCCAGAACCUAGAGUCAAAUCCUCUAACCAAAAUAGCCUGGAGGGCAGCAAAGCCUUUGCUGAUGGGGAAAAUCCUCUUUACUCCAGAUUCCCCUGCGGCACACAGGAUACUCAAGCAUGCCAACUCAACAUUUGAAGAGGUGGCACACUUGAGAAAGCUGGUCAAAGCCUGGGAAGAAGUAGGACCCCAGAUCUGGUACUUCUUGGACAAGAGUGUACAGAUGGCCAUGAUCAGAGACACCCUGCAGAACCCAGCAGCAAAAGACUUUUUGAAUGGGCUCCUUGGUGAAGGUUUUCCUGUGGAUGCCAUGCUGCACUUCCUAUAUAAUGGUCCCCGAGAGAAGCAGGCUGAUGACUUGGCCAACUUUGACUGGAGGGAUGUAUUUAACAUCACUGAUGACUCUCUACGCCUGGUGAAUCAAUACCUGGAGUGUUUGGUCCUGGACAAGUUUGAAAGCUCUGAUGAUGAAAUUCAACUCACCCAAUGAGCCCUUUCUCUGCUGGAGGAAAACAGGUUCUGGGCUGGUGUGGUGUUUCCUGACAUGCAUCCCUGGACCAGCUCCCUACCACCCCAUGUAAAGUACAAGAUCCAGAUGGACAUAGACGUGGUGGAGAAAACCAAUAAGAUCAAAGACAGGUAUUGGGAUUCUGGUCCCAGGGCUGAUCCUGUGGAAGAUUUCCAAUACAUCUGGGGAGGGUUUGCCUAUCUGCAGGACAUGGUUGAACAGGGGAUUACCAGGAGUCAGGCCCAGGCUGAGGUCCCCAUUGGAAUCUAUCUCCAGCAGAUGCCUUACCCCUGCUUUGUGGAUGACUCUUUUAUGAUCAUCCUGAACCGCUGCUUCCCUAUCUUCAUGGUGCUGUCCUGGAUCUACUCUGUCUCCAUGACUGUUAAGAGCAUUGUCUUAGAGAAAGAGUUAAGACUGAAGGAAACCUUAAAAAAUCAGGGUGUCUCCAAUGCAGUGAUUUGGUGUACCUGGUUUCUGGACAGCUUCUCCAUUAUGUCAAUGAGCAUUUUCUUCCUGAUGAUAUUCAUCGUGCAUGGAAGAAUCCUCCACUACAGUAAUCCGCUCAUCCUCUUCCUGUUUCUGUUGGCUUUCUCUGCUGCAACAAUCAUGCAGUGCUUCCUGCUCAGCACCUUCUUCUCCAGGGCCAGCCUAGCAGCCGCCUGCAGUGGCAUCAUCUACCUGACACUCUAUCUGCCCCACGUUCUCUGCUUCGCCUGGCAGGACCAAAUGACGGCCAACCUGAAGAUGGCUGUGAGCCUGCUGUCUCCUGUGGCAUUUGGGUUUGACACUGAGUACCUGGUUCGCUUUGAGGAGCAAGGCCUGGGGCUGCAGUGGAACAAUAUUGGAAACAGUCCCAUGGAAGGGGAUGAAUUCAGUUUCCUGAUGUCUAUGAAGAUGAUACUCCUCGAUGUAGCUCUGUAUGGUCUUCUUGCCUGGUACCUGGAUCAAGUGUUUCAAGGGGACUAUGGAACCCCACUCCCUUGGUACUUCCUUCUGCAAGAGUCCUAUUGGCUGGGUGGUGAAGGGUGUUCAACCAGAGAAGAAAGGGCCCUGGAAAAGACCGAACCUGUGACAGAGGAGGAAGACCCAGAAUGCCCAGAGGAAAGAAAUGACUCCUUCUUUGAGCAUGAGCUUCCAGGCUCCAUUCCUGGGAUAUGUGUAAAGAAUCUGGUAAAAACUUUUGAGCCCUAUGGCAGACCAGCUGUGGACCACCUUAACAUUACCUUCUACGAGAACCAGAUUACUGCAUUCCUUGGUCACAACGGAUCAGGGAAAACUACCACCUUGUCCAUCCUGUCAGGCCUAUUGCCGCCAACAUCAGGGACUGUGCUCAUCGGGGGAAAGGACAUCGAAACCAGCUUGGAUGCCGUCCGGCAGAGUCUCGGCAUGUGUCCACAGCACAACAUCCUGUUCCACCACCUCACCGUGGCUCAACACAUCAUUUUCUACACGCAGCUGAAAGGCAAGUCCUGGCAGGAGGCGCAGCUAGAGGUGGAAGCCAUGUUGAAGGACACAGGCCUCCGCCAUGCAAGGAAUGAAGAGGCCCAGGAUCUAUCAGGUGGCAUGCAGAGGAAGCUGUCUGUUGCCAUUGCCUUGGUGGGAGAUGCCAAGGUGGUGGUUCUGGAUGAGCCUACCUCUGGUGUGGAUCCCUAUUCGAGACGCUCAAUCUGGGACCUGCUCCUGAAGUAUCGCCCAGGCAGGACUAUCAUCAUGUCCACCCACCACAUGGACGAGGCUGACCUCCUGGGGGACCGCAUUGCCAUCAUUUCCCAGGGCAGGCUCUGCUGCUCAGGCACCCUGCUCUUCCUGAAGAACUGCUUUGGCAGGGGCUUCUACUUAACCUUGGUGCGCAAGAUGAAAAACAUACAGAGCCAAAGAAGAGACUGCGAGGGAACCUGCAACUGUGCAUCUAAGGAGUUUUCCAUCCGGUGUCCAAUCUGCACAGAUGCUGUAACUGCAGAGCAAGUCUUGGAUGGGGAUGUGAAUGAGCUGAUGGAUAUAGUUCGCCAUCAUGUUCCAGAGGCAAAACUGGUGGAAUGCAUUGGUCAAGAACUUAUCUUCCUUCUUCCAAAUAAGAAUUUCAAGCAGAGAGCAUAUGCUAGCCUUUUCAGAGAGCUGGAAGAGACACUGACUGACCUCGGGCUCAGCAGUUUUGGAAUUUCUGACACUCCCUUGGAAGAAAUUUUUCUGAAGGUCACAGAGGAUUCUGAUUUGGGACCUCUAUUUGCUGGCCACACUGAGCAGAAAAAAGAAAACGUCAGCUUCCAACAUCAUGGUUUGGGUUCCUUGGAGAAGUCCAAACAGACAACCCAGAGCUCCAACAACCGGUUGGAGCCAGCUCCUGCCCCUGAGGGCCGGCCCUCCCCAUAUCCACAGGAGUGGCUCCGACGCAACACAGGGGCCCGGCUGGUCCUCCAGCAUAUGCAAGCGCUGCUGGUCAAGCGCCUCCAUCACUCCAUCCGCAGCCACAAGGACUUCCUGGCUCAGAUUAUGCUCCCAGCCACUUUUGUGUGUUUGGCUCUGACCCUUUCCAUCAUCAUCCAACCUUUUGGUGAAUAUCCUGCGCUGACCCUCCACCCCUGGAUGUAUGGGCAGCAGUAUACCUUCUUCAGCAUGGACCAGCCGGGCAGUGGGCAGCUGACAGCACUUGCAGAUGUCCUCCUCAAUAAGCCAGGCUUCGGCAACCGCUGCAUGAAGGAAGAUUGGCUUCCGGAGUACCCCUGUGGCAACUCAACCCCCUGGAAAAUACCCUCUGUGUCCCCCCACAUCACCCACCUGUUCCAGAAGCAAAAGUGGACAUCAGACAACCCAUCACCUUCCUGCUGGUGCAGCACCAGAGAGAGACUCACCAUGCUCCCCGAGUGCCCUGAGGGGGCAGGAGGACCCUCACCCCCUGAGAGAAUACAGCGCAGCACUGAAGUCCUGCAGGACCUUACCAACAGGAACAUCUCUGACUUCUUGGUGAAAACAUAUCCUGCUCUUAUAAGAUAUAGCCUAAAGAGCAAAUUCUGGGUCAAUGAACAGAGGUACGGAGGAAUUUCCAUCGGAGGAAAACUCCCAGUCAUCCCCAUCACCAGGGAAGCACUCGUUGGAUUUUUAAGCGACCUUGGCCAGCUAAUGAACGUGAGCGGGGGUCCCAUCACCAAAGAGGCCGCUAAAGAAAUGUCUGCUUUCCUGCAACAUCUAGAAACUGAAGACAACAUUAAGGUGUGGUUUAACAACAAAGGCUGGCAUGCUCUGGCCAGCUUUCUCAAUGUAGCCCACAACGCCAUCUUGCGGGCCAGCCUGCACAAGGACAGGAACCCGGAGGAGCAUGGCAUCACCGCUAUCAGCCAGCCCCUGAACCUGACCAAGGAGCAGCUCUCAGAGAUCACAGUGCUGACCACUUCAGUGGAUGCUCUGAUUGCCAUCUGCGUGGUUUUUGCCAUGUCUUUCAUCCCAGCCAGCUUUGUCCUUUAUCUGAUCCAGGAGAGGGUGAACAAAGCCAAGCACCUCCAGUUUGUCAGUGGUGUCAGCCCCACUACCUACUGGCUGACCAACUUUCUCUGGGACAUCCUAAGUAUGAACUAUGCUGUGAGCGCCUCCCUGGUGGUGGGCAUCUUCAUCAGGUUUCAGAAGAAAGCCUACUCCUCUCCAGACCACCUUCCUGCCCUUGUAGCUCUGCUGAUGCUGUAUGGAUGGGCAGUCAUCCCCAUGAUGUACCUUGCAUCUUUCCUGUUUGAUGUCCCCAACACAGCCUAUGUGGCCUUGUCUUGUGCUAAUUUCUUCAUUGGCAUCAACAGCAGUGCCAUCACCUUCAUCUUGGAAUUAUUUGAGAAUGAUCAGACCCUGCUCAGAUUCAACGCUGGCCUGAGGAAGCUGCUCAUUAUCUUCCCCCACUUCUGCCUGGGCCGGGGCCUCAUUGACCUGGCACUGAGUCAGGCUGUGACAGACGUCUCUGCUCAGUUUGGUGAGGAGCGUUCUUCAAAUCCAUUCCAGUGGGACCUGAUUGGGAAGAACCUGGCAGCCAUGGCGGCAGAAGGCAUGGUGUAUUUCCUCCUCACGCUUCUCAUCCAGCGCCACCUCUUCCUCACUGGACGGAUGGCCGAGCCCACUAAAGGAUCAGUCAUAGAAGAAGAUGAUGAUGUGGCUGAAGAAAGACAAAGAAUUACUAGUGGGGGAAAUAAAACUGAUAUCUUAAGACUAAAUGAGCUGACCAAGAUUUACGCUGGAACCUCCAACCCAGCGGUGGACCAGCUUUGUGUGGGGGUCCGCCCUGGAGAGUGCUUCGGCCUCCUGGGAGUGAAUGGAGCUGGCAAAACAACCAUAUUCAAGAUGCUUACUGGAGACACCGCAGUGACCUCAGGUGAUGCUACUGUAGCAGGCAAGAGCAUUUUAACCAACAUCUCUGAGGUUCAUCAAAGUAUGGGCUACUGUCCUCAGUUUGAUGCAAUUGAUGACCUGCUCACAGGGCGUGAACACCUCUACCUCUAUGCCCGUCUUCGAGGUAUACCACCGGAGGAAAUUGAGAGGGUUGCAGACUGGAGUAUUAAGAGCCUGGGCCUGUCUCUCUAUGCAGACCGCCUAGCAGGCACCUAUAGUGGGGGCAACAAGCGGAAACUCUCCACGGCCAUGGCCCUGAUAGGCUCCCCAACUCUGGUGCUGCUGGAUGAGCCCACCUCAGGCAUGGACCCCCAGGCACACUGCAUGCUGUGGAGCACCAUUGUGAGCAUCAUCAGAGAAGGGAGGGCCGUGGUCCUCACAUCCCACAGCAUGGAAGAAUGUGAGGCCCUGUGUACCCGGCUGGCCAUCAUGGUUAAGGGUGCCUUUCAGUGUCUGGGCACCAGCCAGCACCUCAAGUCACGGUUUGGAGAUGGCUACAUCGUCACAAUGAAAAUCAAAUCCCUGAAGGAUGACCUGCUUCCUGACCUGAACCCCGUGGAGCAGUUCUUCCAGGGUAACUUCCCGGGCAGCGUGCAGAGGGAGAGGCGCCACAAUGUGCUGCAGUUCCAGGUCUCUGCCUCCUCCCUGGCCAGGAUCUUCCAGCUGCUCGUCUCCCACCAGGACAGCCUGCUUAUGGAGGAAUACUCGGUCACACAGACCACUCUGGACCAGGUGUUUGUGAACUUUGCUAAACAGAAGACUGAGAUUCAUGACCUCCCUUUGCACCCCCAAGCUGCUGGCGCCUGUUGACAAGCCAAGUUUCGGAACAUCUUUGUGAAGGUGUGGGCUCCUGUCCCGUGUGAGCUGCUGUAA